Molecule: messenger RNA, 2992 nt
Organism: Cynara cardunculus var. scolymus (artichoke)
Lineage: Eukaryota; Viridiplantae; Streptophyta; Magnoliopsida; Asterales; Asteraceae
Product: HBS1-like protein
Exons: 13
Coding region: 521-2725 (734 amino acids)
Biological process (GO): translation
Molecular function (GO): GTP binding; GTPase activity
Source: RefSeq, a predicted model, not a curated record
GCUCGCCGACCAUUUGAAAGACGAGCUUUCCUCUUCUGACUGCUUCAUCGUAAUUCAAUCGACAUCAUCAACUGCUAUCUGCAAAUGCUCUCCACUGGUAAGCUCUUUCAUUCGUUUCUAAUCGGUUUCUGAAUUAUAACUUAUCGGAUUUUAUCUCCAUAGUGUGUUUUCGACGUGCAGUUAUACGGAUUCUUUCAAUUUGUAUCAGAGAUGGAACUUGUUAGCCAAAUUCACAACUUCGUAAAACCUCACAGCUCUAAUUCGAUGGAACACGACAUUGAAUUGACGAAAAUUGCUUUUUCCGGGAAACUAAUCCUCUAGACGUGACAGCCAUUUAAUCAGAAAUUCAAUACUUGACUUGAUGGGAAGAUGGAUCUGAAGUAGGAAGAUAAGCAUUCAUUUGGCGUGUUAUGUCGUCAAAUCCUUUAGCCAUAUUGGCAGCGUGUUCCGCCUUUUAUCAUCUUGGAAGGAUUUGGAUCAUAGUGUUAUUUUGAUUCAGUCCGCAACAGACUCUGAGGAAAUGCCUCGCAAAGUAACAUAUGGAGUUGAUUUUGAUGAUGACUAUGAUAUUUACGAUGAUUAUCAUGACGACAAUUACAAUUAUGAUUAUGGCAAUGGCGUAGAUGAACAUGACUCAGCUUGGGAAUCUCCUGACACAAGACAAGAAAGUGUUCGGCAAAAUGUUUGGCGCUGCCCCAUAUGCACAUUUGAUAACGAGGAAUAUAUGUCUGCGUGUGAUAUAUGUGGCGUUCUUCGCAACCCUCUGGUCAGAAGUUCUGAUAACGGCCAAUCCAGUACAGAUUUUUUCAAUGCAGUUGGUGGCAUAUGCACGAACUCUGGAGUAUCGGUGAUGGCAAAGUCUCUUUUUGCAUCAUUGCCAUGUCGGUCACCCAAAGGGGCUGUUAACUUUCAACCACAGAAAGAUGCUUCUUCAGCAGAAGAGGACAAAUUCUCCUACUUGCACGGAAAUAAUCGAGGAAAAUUCCAUGAUUUACAUAAGGCCAUUAUCUCUGAAAAACAAUACAAGGUUAACAUAGCCCCUUUCAAGUUUGAUAUCCCAUCUCCAGAUGAUGUGGUUUCUAUGGGAAUGCGAUCAUACAAAAUAGGUUCCAAAGUUGCAUUUGAUUUGAAGAAACCGUCAACUUCUGAUGCUUCUUCCAGCAAAGCUAAGGACAAUGCCAACUUGAAGUCAAGUGCUAAAUCUUCCAACAUCUCAGCACCUUUGCUUUCAAAGGAUAAAUUUGAAUAUGUGGAUGAUGACAGUCAUGUUCCCAUAUCUAAGACACAAACACAUGGGCUUUCCAGUGACUUGAACAGUAUAACCAUGAGUGCCAAAUCUGGGAAUUCCAAAAUCCGAAACCAGGGGAAAAUUGCUCUCCGUUCACAGUAUAAACCUGAGAAGUGGAUGCUGCUUGACCAAACUGAAGAUCAACUGAGUCAGCUAAAUCUUGCUAUUGUUGGCCAUGUGGAUUCUGGAAAAUCGACACUCUCAGGAAGGCUGCUACAUCUUCUGGGGAAAAUAUCACAGAAACAAAUGCACAAAUAUGAAAAGGAGGCUAAAUUACAGGGGAAAGGUUCCUUUGCUUAUGCAUGGGCAAUGGAUGAGAGUGCCGAAGAACGAGAAAGGGGGAUAACCAUGACAGUGGGAGUGGCUUUUUUCAACUCCAGUAAAUACCAUGUUGUGGUGCUCGACUCUCCUGGGCAUAAAGAUUUCGUUCCAAACAUGAUCUCCGGGGCAACACAAGCAGAUGCAGCAAUUCUUGUUAUAGAUGCAUCACUUGGUGCAUUUGAAGCAGGCAUUGAUAGUGCUCGAGGUCAAACAAGGGAGCAUGCACAGCUGAUUAGAAGUUUUGGCGUUGACCAAAUAAUUGUGUCUGUUAACAAAAUGGACGCCGUUGAAUACUCAAAAGAACGUUUUGAGACUAUCAAACUGCAACUUGGAGCAUUUCUCCGGUCUUGUAACUUCAGAGAUUCUUCUGUGUCAUGGAUUCCAUUAAGUGCCAUGGAAAACCAAAAUUUGGUGGCACCGGCUUCUGAUGCACGCUUGUUAUCCUGGUACCGCGGGCCUAGUCUGUUGGAAGCUAUAGAUGCUCUUCAACCUCCUGCUAGAGAAUACUCCAAGCCUCUACUAAUGCCUAUAUGCGACGUUAUUAAACUGCCAUCUCAAGGGCAGGUAUCUGCAAUCGGGAAGUUAGAAGCUGGAGCUCUUCGUAAUGGAAGCAAGGUUCUCAUUCUGCCUUCAGGAGAGUUUGGAACAGUGCGUUCUUUAGAACGUGAUUCUCAGGCAUGUGGCAUCGCAAGAGCAGGAGACAAUGUAGCGGUUAGUCUACAAGGUAUCGAUGUAAAUCAUGUGUUAUCUGGUGGUGUGUUGUGUCACCCAGAUUUCCCAGUGGCAGUCACAAACCAUUUGGAGUUAAAGCUCCUUGUUUUGGAUGUCCAAAUGCCAAUUCUGAUCGGCUCUCAGUUGGAGUUUCAUAUACACCAUGCAAAGGAAGUAGCGAAGGUCGCAAAGAUAGUGUCAUUGUUGGAUUCCAAAACGGGGAAGGUAACAAAGAAGGCCCCACGAUGUCUAUUAGCCAAGCAAAGUGCGAUAGUUGAGGUGGUGCUACAAGGGGAAGUUUGUGUGGAUGAAUUCUCUAAUAGCAGAGCUCUUGGGAGGGCAUUCCUAAGAUCAUCAGGGACAACGGUUGCCGUUGGUGUCGUAACCCGAGUUAUAGUAGACUAGUAGAAGCGGUCCUCAUAACCCGUUCUUUGGUAAACGAGCAGAACUACUUUUCAUAUCAAAAUGGUAUAUGCAACUCUGCUUACAUUUGGCCAAUUUGAUCUUAAGAACUUUGACUCGACUCGUAGUGAUUUGCCUUUUGAAGACGAUUCCUGUAACAAUGCUGCGGAAACUUUUGUAGUCGAUGUGUUGAGUGUACAAUUUUGUAUCAGUCAGGCAGUUCGAGUUCUUCCGUCUCUUUUAGUUUUUAUAAAUGAAUUGUUUGAUUCA